Gryllus bimaculatus (two-spotted cricket) is the source of this 3870-nucleotide messenger RNA. NCBI's taxonomy places the organism in Eukaryota, Metazoa, Arthropoda, Insecta, Orthoptera, Gryllidae. The record is from the annotation of a GenBank genome assembly.
GUCAAGCUAGAAUAGACGCGUCGUGCUGACUGGUCGCCAAAGUAAUGGCGACUUGCGAUUCAGACUUUAGUAGUGAUGCUCCAGCAGAUUUUCAUUUAUCGUCUUCCACUGAAGAUAGUUGCACCCGUUUGAGCCCAACCUUUGAGAAGUGCCCUCUCUGUUCUAGCCAAAGAAAAGUUUUCUAUUGUCGACAAUGUAUACAGAACGGAGAUUUUGUGCAUUCUGUCCGUCAUUACUCAACAAGAUAUGCAGAGAAGCACAUGCAGCUAAUUCAGCGUCGAAAAGAGAGGCGAGAAAUAGAGCAGCGGUGCAGAAAUAUUUUAUUGAAGCGCCUUCAGGUUAAUAAAUUGCAAUGUGAAAUAUUUGCAUACCGUGAACGUGUUAGGUUGCUGAAGUUGCUUAUUCAGGAAACUAAGGAGAAUAUAUCUAUAGCUGAAUCCAAGGUUACAAAUCUUCAGGAAGCAAAUGCACAUCGUAGUGACAGAUUGCCACGUUAUGAAGAGCGUAUAUGUAAAUUGGAGAGAUACGUUGUUCAGAUGGGCAUGGAUGCUGAGAAGCGCCGAGCUAACAUGCACCUUCUCCAUGAAGAAUUAAAAAAUGUUAUCAGAACCAAUGUUCACCAAUUAGUUCAAUAUAUUUUUCCCAUUGCACAAGCUCAACCUGUAACCAGGGUACCUCCAGGUGUGAAGUCUGCAAGUCCUGAGAAUGAAGAAGAGAGCUCAGGAGUUGCUGUUUGGAGUGGUGGGAUGAAGGCUGAAGGAGUUACUUGGCAUGGUCUUCCUGUCAUUAGAGAGACUGAAACAGAGCCACUGGAUACUGUAAGUGCCUUGGCAGAUGCAACAAGGACAGCCUACAUACGUGGUCACUGGGUCUUCACCGACAGUUCAGGAGAACUACAGCAUUGCAUUGUUGCCCCCUGGCUUCCAGAUUCUGGAGAUUAUUCUGCAUAUAACAUGUGGGUGGCCGCCAACAAAGAUGGAGUCCCGGGAGCUGGUGGUGAUUUUGAAGUGCAUAACCCUGCGUAUAACAUAAGUGCUGCCCUCACAUACACCACUCAACUUGUCAAUAUUUUAGCAUUUUAUUUGGAUGUUCGACUUCCUACGAAACUAUGUUACAGUGAUUUCUGUGGUCAUGAAUUAAAGACACCGCAAUUUAUAAGAAGAGUAGCAAGAUUGAAUUCUAAUGUUCUACAUUUGUGUUUCUCACAAAAUGUCAAUCCUAAUUUGUUGCAUCCAUCCCAUACUUUACAGAACAUUCUGCAUCUUCUGGAUACUGAAGUUAGUGAUCUUGGAAGGCAAGGUCCACUAGAAAUAGAUUUGCUUUUAACUAAGUUUCUAGAAGAUCAACUGACCAAAGACCUUGAAUGUAAUGAAGACUCAGGCUCUGAGGAUGAAAGCGAUACUCUUCCAUAUGAAUGGGAAACUGUUCAAAGUGUGGCAUGUCCAGAGAGUGCCCCAGGUGUUAAUACUGUUGCAUUGCCACAAGCCCUCACUAAUACACAACACGCCACAAGCAUGGCAGGGGGCCUGGUGACAAGUGCAGCAGCCAGUAUCGCCUCCUUCUGGAGAGGCUGGACGGGGCAAAAAUAAAGGGGCAUAGAAAUCCCAUUCUUCUCGCAUCACUGUUUUCACGCUUGAGCAUAGCCAAAUUUGCUCAACUGUGUUCCUUUUGCAGAAGGCAUUUCUUCUGCUACAAAUCAGGAGAAGUCAGGUGGUCUUCAUCUUGGUUUGCUCCCUGAUUCGGUUACUACAGUGCAUUGGCUGCAGUAUUGUUUUACAAAUAAUGCAGCAAUCAGAGUCGCCUUGAAUGUCUUAGGGUCUAAGGGCCCCAUGGAAAGUUGGGCUCAUAUUUUUGUACAGUAGUUUUAGUUAAUUUGUAGACCAAACAAAGAUACUCAAUCUUUUUAAUAGUCUGUAGUUGAUUUCUUCUCUAUUCCAGGAGAGGAUAAACUGCUAUGAAAUCGGUCUCAAGUGAUUUUAACUCACAUUUAAUAGCAUGGGAAGUUUUAUGUAAUUAACAUUUAAGUGAAAAUUAAGUAGGGAAGCCUUUUAGGAAUGCGACAACACUUCUCUAGUAUUUAAUGUUUAAUGUAUCAUCAUUUAAUAAUUUCAAAAAUUGACUUGGGAAAGCUUGCAGAAGUAUUCCCAUUAUUACAUAUUAUUAAAACUAACAUCUUUUCACCAUAAAAAAAAUUUCUUUUACUUGUAAUUGUCAAUUAUUUUUGAAUUGAAUUUACUUUUAGUACUUUUAGUAAUACUUAUUAGAGAUUCAGAAGAAAUUUCCAAGCCCUGGGCCCUGUCAUAGAGGAUUUGUUGAUUAAGAUGACUCUGGUAGCAAUGCAUGGUAAUCUGUUGUGUAAUCAUUGUUUAUUCUUCUGGUUGGCAUGAAUUUUUUGUGUUUCAUAUUAAGCACAUAGUGGGCAGGUCCCAGUUUGAGAAUAAUCACAUUAGAAUAUUGAUGUGGUGUGAUGUUGCGUACAAAGUUUUAGUUGGUGUACAAGAACUCAGAAUUAUGAGGUUUAUUUGCAUGCAUCAUAUGUAUUAUGUUCAUCAUGUAUUAAUGUUUGCUAAGGACUUAGCUUUAAUCUUCCUGCUAGAGCUAUCUCCUUUGUAAUUUUAUUUUUAAUUCAGUUUUACUUCUAUGGUGAUCUUUCAAACAUGACAUCAUAUUAUGUUGUCUUCUUUUAUUUACAACAUGUCUUAUGAUGUUAAUGUGAAUGAAGAUUUGCAUUUUGAUGUGAUGAAAGUAUUUCCUUGCACAGUUGGAGAAAUAUUUUUAGACUUACGUAUCUAGUUAAAGUUUGUAAAUAAGCUCAUGUGGAUUUUUAGUUGUAAGUAUAUAAAACAUUGCCCAGAAAAUUAUUUGUUAAUGCAUUUGACAUAUCAUUGUGCCUAUUGAAAUGAAAAGAUCAAUUAGAUCUUUUAUUCUUGGCAAAUAUGUCAUAUGACAAUACACAUGUAAUUUUUAUCUGAUUGUUCCUUACAUAAUUUGUAUUGUCUACUGACAGCUACUGUAAUAGUACCUUUCUUGUAGAACUUGAAAAUCAGUUAUAAUAAUUUCACAUUUUAUUUUAUUUUAUUUUCAUUUAAUGCUCAAAAUUAUUGAGACAAAGGUUUUCUGUUUUAUUAUAAAGAAAUAUGUGCAUUAUAUAACUACUAAUUUAAUUUUUUCUAUUACUUUAGUUUUGGUUUUUCCAAUUUUUUUACCUUGUGUGACUAUGUAGUUCAUGCAUACAAAAUAACUUGGAUGCUGAGGGCACUAAGUGCAUUUUCCUAGGUGUUUUUUCCCUAAUGGUGUUAUAUACUUAUCUAAAGAUCAUGUGCAUUUUUGGUUGGAGAAUAAGGAGAAUAUGCUAUAAAAUGAAUGCAUGCCUUAAUUGUGAAAUGAAAAUAAAUACUACCAGAAUUAGAUGUUAGAAGUGAUAAAAUUUGAAAUUGUGUAAGGAGUCUUUAAAUGUGAAGCGAGUGUGUUGGUGUCACAGCAUGUUUUUGUAUUUUUCGGAAUGUGUGAGGGAUUUUUAUUCAACAUCCAAAGAGCCUUAAAAAAGACAAGCAAAGAAAAAAAUUAUUGUACAAUCAAGGUCACUUUUCUACACAAUCACUGUGAAGAUUCAGGCAUUUGUUGUAUCUGGGGAAGACUUUUUUGAUAUCCUCUGAUGAAUUUUGCUGCCAAUGAAGUGAAAUGGGCCUGAAUUUGCUUUGAAGCUCCUCUUUGGCAUCCUGAUCAAUUCUUCAGUUCAAUAAAGAGAUAGGAAUCACUUGACACCAAGUUGGGGAUAGAAGCCAUGUGAUGAAGCACAUCCCCUCUGCCCAAGAAGUAAUAUUUACAGCAGCAGUGUGAGUGCAGUCAUUGUUGUGAAUAAGAACAUCU